AUGUCCAUUUAUACCGCUCGAAGCCUAGUUGCUACUGGCUUUCGGGUGGCUCCAACCCUCCCCCCCGCACUUGUAGCCGCCACACAUCGCUCUUUGCACUACUCGGCCCCGGCACACGCACGAACCGACAACAACAACAAUACCGCAGAUUCUGAUGAUGAUGCUGCUGCUGCUCCGGAACAUACCUUCAUCAAAAACUCGCACCCGUCUCAAAAGUCCCAUGGCCUCCACUCUACUGCAGACGCAAAAGACCUCAUUCUCUCCGUCCUCCGCUCUACUGCAACAAAACGUGAGGCCCGCCAGUACAUCUCCCGUUAUACCCCCCUUAUUGGCCGUGACUCUGACGAUAUCUUAAUGCGUAGACAAUUUGUCCAGGAUCUUCUCAAAGACCAAUCAUCUUCUCAUUCCCCCCUAGAGUAUCCAGCAACCCCCUACAAAACCCAACUCUCAAAGCUAAACCAACAAAACUCGCCUGACUCCUUUUCCUCUGUCGAUUUCAAACACGUCUUACGCGUCGCCAUAAUAAAAAUCCGUGAUAUCAAGUCUAUUGAUCCAGAAACUUUCUUUAAAAUCGGCCACACAAUUGUCCGCCUAACAAAACUCGGUGUCUCGCCAAUUGUCGUCGUCGAAGCUGGUAAAGAACGAAACGAUUUCCUUCACCUCGAUAAUCAACCUUUCCGCCAUUAUGAACGUGCAAUCAUGUGGAAAGCUGCUGCUGUUGCAGGUGCAAUUGAGUCUGCUUCUUCCAACGGAUCUAUCCGUGCUCGUCCCAUUGAGGGACUCUUUGAAUUCAAGGACCCUAACUCUACAAUAGAAGACGGUGAUAUCCCCACAAACUCUCUUUCUAUCCACAAUUAUCCAAACACUGCACCGUCAAACUCAUCCUUCCCUGUCACUUCAAAUCCAUUGAAAACUUAUACCCCAGUGGACAAUUCAAAUGCAAACAGACUAAAGUUCUCUAUCCCAAACCUUAUUCUCCUGCCUCUGUCACAUGGAAUUAUCCCAGUCGUUGUUCCUCUCGCAUACGACCCUGUCACAAGCGAGGAAAAACUCAUUGUUGCCGAUGAUGCCGUCGUAUACCUUGUUUCCGAGUUUGCUCGCCAUUAUAACCAUAUUGUGUCUGUCGAUAAAAUCAUCUUCAUUGAGCCUCUCGGUGGUAUCCCCUCCAUCGAACGUGAUGGCUCUCACGUCUUUGUCAACUUGACUCAAGAACUCGCAGAUAUCACCGCAGAACUCCACCUAGGCUUUGUCGAUCCAACCACUCGUGAAAUAAACCUCGCCAAUCUGCGUACCAUGGAUCGUGCACUUGCUUUGCUCCCCAAUACUGCUUCUGGCCUUAUCACCACCCCUACCGUCGCCUCUCUUUCUUCCAGCCGCAACCCCAUCAUCUACAACAUUUUAACCGACAGACCCAUUCUUUCACCGUCACUACCCGUUGUUCGCAAACGUACACCCACAGUAGAAACAACAAUUCUCCGCAAGGGCAUGCCUGUGAUUCUCAUGAAGUCUAUGACUGGUAUUGAUCUUGUCAAGGAAAAUAAAAUCGGAUCUAUCGACCUUAGUCGUCUAUGGGACCUUAUCGAAGACUCUUUCGGCCGUAAGCUCGAUAAGGAAGCUUACCUCAAACGUAUCAAUGGCAAGGUCGCUGGUAUUAUCAUUGCCGGAGACUAUGAAGGUGCUGCAAUCAUCACCUGGGAAGAACCCCCUACUACCAAACCUCAAGCUGAUGAAAACGAGCCUGUCAUCAUUUCCGAGCUCGAACGCAUUUUCCGUGCUGCUGACGAGGUUGAAAAACCACACCGCGUCGCGUACCUCGACAAAUUUGCUGUACGCUCGUCAUCUCAAGGUGCGUCUGGUGUUGCCGACGUUGUCUUCAAAUCCAUGGUCAUUACGCUUUUCCCCGACGAGCUGCUGUGGCGUUCACGCAAAGUUAACCCGGUCAACAAGUGGUACUUUGAGCGAUCCAAGGGAAGUCUUAGACUCCCCAAUGACUCACCCUGGUGUGUUUUCUGGACCGGAGUCGGGACUAGAGAAGCUGAGAGCUUGAGUGAUUAUAUUGAUAUUUGCAAUACAAUUCCUUCGUCUUGGAAGAUGUAA
Messenger RNA from Magnusiomyces paraingens, 2097 nucleotides. RefSeq lists its product as uncharacterized. Gene Ontology annotation, molecular function: L-glutamate N-acetyltransferase activity, acting on acetyl-CoA as donor; arginine binding. The transcript has a single exon. Gene Ontology annotation, biological process: L-arginine biosynthetic process. Gene Ontology annotation, cellular component: mitochondrial matrix. Bases 1 to 2097 code for a protein of 698 amino acids. The record is from RefSeq and is a predicted model, not a curated record. Lineage: Eukaryota; Fungi; Ascomycota; Dipodascomycetes; Dipodascales; Dipodascaceae.